UGUAUGAUGCUAUGCUAAAAAUACGAGUACCAUGAACUUGAUCAACGCCGCUGUAUGGACCAGUCGUGCGGUGACUUUUGUGGCAGACACACACAAAAUGAGAGAAACAAUACGUAGUCAGCUUGACCGAGAUGGAUACGUGGUGCUGGAGGACUUCCUCCGGCCAGCCGAGUGUGACGAGCUCCGAGCAACCGGACUGGAGCUCACCAAGCAGGCGGCGGAGAUAGAGGACAGAGCCGUCUUCUCUACGAUCGAGACUGAGAAACAGCAUCUGAAGGACAAAUACUUCAUGGAGAGUAACGACAAAAUCCGAUUUUUCUUUGAAUCUGACGCUUUGACUCCCGACGGCAAACUACAAGUCGACCCAAGUAUAUCACUGAACAAGGUCGGCCAUGCCCUACAUCUCCUACAUCCGAUCUUCAGAUGCUACACGUACAGUGACAGGGUGAAGGCCGUAUGCAGGGAACUGGGCUUGAAGGAACCAGCGGUGGUGCAGAGCAUGUAUAUAUACAAGAACCCUGGAUUGGGUGGUGAAGUCGUACCGCACCAAGAUGCAACUUACCUCCACACAGAGCCGGUCCCGCCCGUGGGCUUCUGGAUCGCUCUAGAAGAUGCGACGAUCCAGAACGGUUGUCUCUGGAUGUCGCCGGGUUCCCACAAGUCAGGGGUGCACAGGAGGUUGCAGCGGAACCCGGAUAAGGAGGCGCAGCAGGGGCUGGUGUAUGACAAACCAGCCCCCGUGUACCGGGAGUCCAGUUUCACACCAGUACCUGUCAGUAAAGGUACCUGUAUCCUGAUUCACGGCAACGUAAUCCACAAGAGUGCCCACAACAAGUCAGACAAAAGUCGUCACGCCUACACCUUUCAUGUUAUAGAGAAACACGAUAACAAAUACUCCCCUGACAACUGGCUGCAGGAGGGCCCCGGCGCCCCCUUCCUCAACGUCUAUUCUACGCCACAAAUGGAAUGAUUAUUUUGAUAGGAUAUAUUCAAAACUAAU
Messenger RNA from Aricia agestis (brown argus), 1000 nucleotides. It is a transcript of the gene Phyhd1, whose product is annotated as phytanoyl-CoA dioxygenase domain-containing protein 1. The record is from RefSeq and is a predicted model, not a curated record. The transcript has 6 exons. The coding region runs from base 32 to 970 and encodes 312 amino acids. NCBI's taxonomy places the organism in Eukaryota, Metazoa, Arthropoda, Insecta, Lepidoptera, Lycaenidae.